CUUUGAGAAGCUUGGCACUUGGGUUAUUUUUACUGAAUUUCAAGGACGAAAGGCUUGGGUUUCAUGUCCUCUGCUCUGCUUUUCUUCCAUGUGGACCGUAACAAAGUGAGAGAAAAUAAUUUUGGGGUUUAGUUCUUGCGCUGUUGUUGCUGUGCCUAAAUGGUGUUUUCUAGUUGUUUUUUUGUUACUGCAAGGGUAAAUUUUUAGGGGUUUGCAGUAAAAACUAAGCGAUGAACAGUGGUGUUUCUGUAAUUAAAUUGUUUAUCUGUUUGUAAACAUGAGGAGAGAGGGAGGGGGAAUGAAUGUCUUUGAGUAGCAGAGAUUCACCAGGGAGAAGGGUAGCAUGUGAGCAAGUUGCUCGGCUUGUCUUCAAGGAUGAAUGAGGUGAAGCCUGUUCUCUGGUUUCCCUUUGAUUAUUAUUCAAGGGAAAAUGGUGGCAUCUUUUUCCAGUCGCUAGGACCUUUCUUAUAGAAAGGUGGGGAGGGAGAGGUUGGACAUGAGUAUGUGGGAAGGGACAUGCUCGGGCCGAGGGAAGCUGAUGUGCCUGGCCUCUUGGUGGCAUUGGUUGUGCUUCCACUGGUUGUCUACUUCUUGCUUGGUAAAUGGAAGGAAGCAUUGGAGAAGAAGGAGAGGAUAAAAAUCCUUGCUGAGUUAGCAUCUGAAGAGGCACUAAGAGCAGCGUCUUUGCCUCCUCCAUCACCACCAUCUGAUUCUCCUAUCGUGGGAUCUCCUUUCAAGGCUGGUCCGUAUGUUUGUGCUCGGUGCUUUGGGCCUGCGACUACUCGAUGCUCCAGAUGCAAGUCCGUCAGAUACUGCUCUGGGAAGUGCCAGAUAGUUCACUGGAGGCAGGGGCACAAAGAUGAAUGCCAACAGUUAGAUAUCAGCUUCACAAGUAGUGUACCAAAAUCAGGGUCCCCAUCCCCCGUGACGACACCUCCUGAUGUUUUCCUGAAAUCUGACAUCAAGAGUGCUAGGGUAGAUGCAGUUUUUUCCACAAGAACAAGCCAUUCUAAUGCGACUGCCGAUGCUGCAACUAAUAUGCCUCAUCCAUUAAAUGUGGAGAGAAGGCUUUCAAACAGCGAAGUUGACCUCGGCGAAUGUUUGAAGACAAGAUCUGCACUUGGGACCACCGAUAAACCUAGUGCUAGUGAUUCUAUUAAAACAUCUCCUGAGAAAGAGUCAGGACCUGUUCGUAAUUGUGAUGCCUCUGCAUCAUUGACAGAUGGUCCUUGUGAAGCUUCCAGAAAAGUAGAAACCAAACGCCUACUUGAGAUGGUCCCUCAAAAGCCUAUCAAAGAAACUGCCUUACAGGGUUCUCCCAAAGUAAGUACUCAAAGCAAUCAAAGCCCCCCUGAGAUUAGUUGUUCAUCUGAGAUUUCAACAUCUAAGAGAUCAUCAUCACAAAGCCACCAACCCAAAAGGACUGGACAGGCAACCUGUCAAAAGACCUCUGACUCUGCAAGUGGCCAGAGAAAGUUGCUUGUAUCUCUUGAUAGAGAUGGUGAAUUGAAGUCUUCCAAGCUGGAGCAGCCAUGCAAGGGAAGAACUGUGUCAGAGAGUUCCUCAAACAUGUCAGAAGCCAAGUUACAUUUAGUGCAGAAAUCAGAUGUCAGAAAGUACCCUAUUGCAGAAGCAGAAAAGAUCGGGAUCACUAUGGAUUCCAAAAUCUCCAAAGCGUCUGUGCCAAUAACUGCUUCUCCAAAAGGCACCACUGACACCUUGAACCUGAAUGAGAAGACAAGUCCAAGGAAACCUCUCAAACAUCCUCUAUGUGCUUCUGCUGAAGAUAAAGAUUGUUCAAAGAAGAGUAAGAUGCUUUUUCCCUACGAAGACUUUGUCAAGUUCUUUGAUUAUGAUGGGCUGGAGUUAUCUCCCAGAGGGCUUUUGAAUUGUGGAAACAGUUGCUAUGCCAAUGCCAUUUUGCAGUGCCUAACCUACACAAAGCCCCUGAUCACUUAUCUACUUCAGAGAUGUCAUUCAAGGACAUGUUGUGUGCGAGAUUGGUGUCUUACAUGUGAACUGGAGCAGCAUGUAUUAAAACUUAGGGAAGAUGGAGGUCCUUUAUCACCACUUGGUCUCCUUUCACAGUUGCAAAUUGGUGGUCGAAUGGGUAGUGGAAGUCAGGAAGAUGCACACGAGUUCUUGAGGCUUCUAAUUGCUUCUAUGCAAUCCAUAUGCCUUUCUGGUUUUGGUGGUGAGAAGAAUAUUGAUACCAGAUUGCAAGAGACAACAUUCAUUCAGCAGACUUUUGGUGGUUGUCUUAGAUCAAAGGUAAAGUGUUUAAACUGUCAACAUGAGUCAGAAAGAUAUGAAAACAUCAUGGAUCUUACAUUGGAGAUCCCGGCUUGGGUUGAGUCUUUGGAGGAUGCCUUAGCUCAAUUCACUUCUAUUGAGGAUUUGGAUGGAGAGAACAAGUAUCGGUGUGGAAGGUGUUCCACUUAUGUGAGAGCGAGGAAGCAGUUAAACAUUCAUGAAGCACCAAAUGUGUUGACUAUUGUUCUCAAAAGAUUCCAGACCGGGAAAUAUGGCAAGAUUACUAAAUGCAUCACUUUCCCAGCAAUGUUGGACAUGAUUCCAUUCAUGACAGGAACCGGUGAUAGUCCUCCUCUUUACAUGCUCUAUGGUGUAGUUGUUCAUUUGGAUUCACUAAAUGCCUCAUUUUCUGGGCACUAUGUAUCAUAUGUGAAGGAUCUGCAAGAUUCUUGGUACAGGAUUGAUGACACAGUGGUUGAACCGGUGCCUCUUAGCCAGGUUAUGUCUGAGGGGGCCUACAUCCUAUUCUAUGCGAGAUCUUGUCCACGUCCUCCAAGGGUUCACACAGGCAAAGCAAAUGCCUUGCGUUCUUCUGCUUCUGGUAGUUAUUGCAGAACCUCUGUGGAAAAGCCUCCACAGAACAAGCACCUGAAACUGCCACCACCUCCCUAUACUAAAAGCAGUGAAAAGACGGAAAACAGUAGCACUAGCAAAGCUGUUGAUUAUCACAUGAGGGAAGCCUCCAACCGUAUGUUGCCAUCUAGGAAAGAUUCAAAAUCUUUAACCAUGGACUUUUCAGAUGUUACAUCGAGUGAUAGCAGUUCUAUAUUCACAAGCUCAGAUGAUGGAUCUUUUACUACAGACAGUGAUAGAUACUCCGUCAGUACCAUGGAUCAUUCUGAGACUGAUGCAAUAUUUAACAGCUUCAACAUUCCGGAUUAUCUCCAUCGUGCUACCUCCUGUAAAAUGUUCCCUCCUUGUAGAAUGGAGACAAGAUACUUCUCAGAGAGAAAUGCUUAUGUUCUGGAUGCUUCCAUGCCAGCUCAUCUACCUGGCAAUGUAUAUACCGGAAAGCGUCUGGAACAGGUUGGUGCUUCUUUGAACGAGUCAAUGAACCCUGGAAGCAAUUGUAGCAUGUCUUUAAGGCAAAGAAACUACCCAAAAGAUGGCCUGCCUCAGACUUUCUGACUGAUAGUGGCUUUUCAUCUCUACAUUCUUGUAGUAUCAGCGCAUACCCUUGAUGUUGUGCAUCCCUUUGGUACAGGAGCUUAGCAGGCCCCAUGUGUUUUAGUCCUAUGGGGCCAUAAAUUAAAUUAUCAUGGGAUGCUGAACAAUUUUGUUUUUUUUUUUUUAAAUAUAAGAUAAGCUUUUUUGGUUUUCUCAGAGCAA
Nymphaea colorata (pocket water lily) is the source of this 3642-nucleotide messenger RNA. Its product is annotated as ubiquitin C-terminal hydrolase 15. Gene Ontology annotation, biological process: protein deubiquitination. The record is from RefSeq and is a predicted model, not a curated record. The coding region runs from base 517 to 3441 and encodes 974 amino acids. Gene Ontology annotation, molecular function: cysteine-type deubiquitinase activity; cysteine-type endopeptidase activity. Gene Ontology annotation, cellular component: nucleus; cytosol. The transcript has 13 exons. NCBI's taxonomy places the organism in Eukaryota, Viridiplantae, Streptophyta, Magnoliopsida, Nymphaeales, Nymphaeaceae.